Molecule: messenger RNA, 1164 nt
Organism: Hypoxylon trugodes
Lineage: Eukaryota; Fungi; Ascomycota; Sordariomycetes; Xylariales; Hypoxylaceae
Exons: 1
Coding region: 285-953 (222 amino acids)
Source: RefSeq, a predicted model, not a curated record
AGUUCUACUCAAAUAUCGCGUACGCUUUCGCCAAAGACUCGGCUUCAAUUAUAACAGCUUAUCUCCACCGUUAUCACUUCCCACUUAUCAUAACAUUGGUCGAACUUGUCAAAAUGAAGCUCGUAAAGAUGAACGAUUUCUCCUAAAAACGCGCCGCAAAGGACAGCCUGUUCCUUCUCAAUCUUGCCCCUUUAGGCCGCUACUACACGAAACAGCUCUUUGCCCAGAACAGUGCGCAUAUUCAGACUAAGGGUGGCAUAGGAUUACCCCAAGAGCUGUGAACCAUGAUCUUGAAGUUCGUACAAGAGGAUGAAGAGCAAGAGGACGAAAAGGAUAUUUUUUGUUUGGUAAAAGCCAAGGUGAUAGCAGCGUCACGAAACGGGAUGGUUCUUCAGUGCUCCCGGCAUGAAUUUCGCUUAUCCGGACGUAUAACCAUAGGGAAUACCGCUAAAGACGGACAAGCCGUGGAGGACAUUGAAACUUAUCUGGAUUGCGCAUCUCAAGAUACGCUCGAGGGGCUCAAAACCAGACCGCCUAAGCUGUCUCGGCCCCCUAACCUAUAUACUGUUGUCAUAGGCACCGCGUCGGCUAUUCCUUGUCUCUAUACUUCUAUUAGAGUCCCUGACAUUAUUGCCACAAUGGAGGGCGGUAUCUGUUGGGUUUACCAAGAAGGGAGAUUUAUCUGCCCGGGCUGUACCGGAGGAAAGGCACAGCGUUUUAAUUCUUUUAUGGGCUGCGGUGUAGAUCUCGCCUGUCCGCUAUGCAUGGGCACGGAACUUUCCGAAGAGCAUAAGAAUUACCUUAAAUCCUAUUAUUACCAUGGCUCGGGUGUAGAUGGGUCUGAGGGGGAGGAGGAGAUGCGGGAUCAACUAGAGGAGCAACUAGAGAAAUUGGGCUACAUGAAUAACUGGGUUCCUGAGGGCGCGUGGAAGAUCAAGGGUAUGUACAACUGAAGCAUUUUUCGGCUGGUCCAACUAAUUACACGGAAAAUAAUGACGUUGAGGAUGGAAAAGACUUCGUAUUGAUUUGCUUUAAUCGUGAAGUGGAUUUGGAAUUGAGUUGUUGUCAAUAGGGUUACCAUGGUAGUGUUUGAAUUGUGAGUUUGGUUAAUGAUAUUAGUGAGUUGUUCAGAGUCUCUUGUCACGUUACACACAUAUGUUAUUG